GGAAGCGCAGUAUAGGCCUACACAGGAAGAAUUAGAAGACGACAACGAAGAUUCAACAAGACCUCAAGGCGAAACGCAAAAUGACGAAGAACGCCAAAGCGAGGAGAACUUCGAGAGUAUUGAAGAAGAUUUAGAAGACUACGACGAAGAUCCAACAAAACCCCAAGGCGGACCGCAUAACAACGGAGAACGCCAUAGCGAGGAGGACUUCGAAGACAAUGAGGAUACGGAGUAUACACAACAAGAGGCCGAAAGUUACAAAGAACAAUAUUCACAAAAUGAGUCAGAGGAACAAUACUCAGAUAACGAGAGGUACGAGGAUGAACAUUCCCUACCGGAUCAAGAGCGAGAAAACAGCUCAGAAGACGAAGAAUGCGUCAAUAAUAUACAAAUAAAUUUAAUCACGAUAAGUGAUAGCGAUGAAGAAAUAUCAUCAGAUUUAGAUUCAGAAGACACGAUCUUAUUGGAAAGUCAAUGGAAGAGAGAAGAAAGAGGUAGAACUCUGAAAACAACCCUAAAGUCAAAAAGGGACAAUAACGAAGUUGACAGGGAAUUGAAACAACCCGACAACAACAGCUUCAAAUCUAUAGGGAUGAGCGACCUACCAAUUAAAAAGGAAGAUCAUAGCGAGGAGAAAACCGCUCAAGAUCAAUAUGGAAUAACAGAAAGAAUUUUCAGCCAAUCGCAAGGCAAGGUAAAAACCGAACUUACUUCAACGAAAGAAAAAGAAGAAAAUUUGCUCCAAAGAAACAAAGAAAGGCAAGAUACAUCAAAAGAAUACGAACAGGAACAUCAACCUGAAAAUUAUAAUGAAACUUAUAUAUUAGACCAAUUAGAGGUCAAGAAAAUUGAAGAUUUGCCUGAAUUAACAAAUAGGCGCAGAAACGAGCGAAAAGCCGUAAUAAACGUUAAAUCAAUAUUAAGAAAGUCAAACACAAGACAAAGUGCAGAAAAAUGCACAAAGAGGCUAAAGGACUAUUUUAUAAAUCCAAAGGAUACUACGGAUGAGUCAGACAAAGAAGAAAAAGGAUUUUCGAGUGAAGAAGGGUAUAAAACUGAUGGCAAGGAUCUCCAAAGCGAGAAAACACAGACCAUUCCUGGAAACACUCUGAAGAUGAAGAUAAACAAGAAGGAAGUUACAUGGAAGUCCAGCCCCAAAACGAAACAAGGUUACCCAUCGCAACAAUUGCGUAAUUCAUGCCAAACAUUAUCAACAACGACGGAAAACCGCGUAAAGGCAAAUACAGACAGUGCCACGAAAACAGUCGUAAAUAAAGUAAGAAAAGCAGGAGAUCUAGAAGAAAAGAUAAUAAGAGGAAGAAAAAUGUCAUCGUCAGAGACGGACGUAAACUUCGAUUUGACGGAGUUAGAAAAGGAAGAGAAAGAAGUUGCGGAAGCAUUGAAAGUAGAAAUUGAGAGAAAGUUCGAAGUCUUAAGAAGAAGAAGACAACUAAAGGAAAUGAAAUUUAUGCUACAAAAACUGAGGCAAGUACCACAGGAUCAACCCACCAAAGACCUCAGAACGACAAUCCAGCAGACGGAAAUUAGAAAAAUAAUGGAGACAUGUAAGAAUUUAACAUACAAAAGGAGAAUCGUAGAGGAUUCAUUUAAGAUCCAGGACGACAAAGGAAAAGACAUAUGCAAGGUAAGCGCUACCUUUGUGAUUCAAAAUCUCAAGCAAGAAAAAGAAAAGGAAACAGCGAUGUACCAACUUCACUAUACUGUCAACAAUGGACAAAUUACAAGGAACCGUGUAUUGAAAGCGGAACAAAUAACAAGCGCAGAUACAAGAUUUAAGAAAUACGCAAUGACCGAGGCACGAGUAAUAGAUCUCAUAAAGCCAACGAUAACGAAUAUCGAGAUACCGUCUACAUCCAAGGAUUAUACAAAGGAAAACGUCGUACCGGAAACGUCAAACCAAGAUCAACCGGCUAAAAGAAAGAAACAACAAUCCAGCGACGAAUCAUCUGAAGAACCAUUAGAGAAAAAGAAACAGACGAAAGCAGAAGUCGCAAGGGGAAGACCAAGAAUCUCAGGGAGAUUUGUCUCAAAAGACGCAAUAAAAGAGGACAUCGAGACCAAACAACUGAUACUCACCUUGGAAGACCAGGAAAUGGCGAACGAGGUCCAGAUCCAGGAAGAGAAGAAAUAA
Mycetomoellerius zeteki is the source of this 2152-nucleotide messenger RNA. Its product is annotated as protein IWS1 homolog. Lineage: Eukaryota; Metazoa; Arthropoda; Insecta; Hymenoptera; Formicidae. The annotation marks the transcript as partial. The transcript is spliced from 2 exons. The record is from RefSeq and is a predicted model, not a curated record.